Aspergillus calidoustus is the source of this 684-nucleotide messenger RNA. The record is from the annotation of a GenBank genome assembly. NCBI's taxonomy places the organism in Eukaryota, Fungi, Ascomycota, Eurotiomycetes, Eurotiales, Aspergillaceae.
AUGCCUUUAAGAAAGCCGAGUAAAUACGGGACCAAGUUCCGCUCCGGCGCGGCCUCUUUCAACCCAAAACGAACGAAAACAGUCGAGUUCUCCUCCCUCCGGUCCUCAGAAGCGACAUCCCAAGAUGAGAAGUUCGAGGCGAUCCGGCUGGCGAACAGCAUCGACGAGUCGCUGGGCUUCCCGCGCUUCGAAGCGGGCGAGAAGAGAGUCGGCUGGCUCAUCAACAUGCACAGCACAACGAUAGAGGACCCGAAGAUCCCAGGAGGACGCGCCGGGGUGGACUACUAUUUCCUCGAAGACGACGGAGGCAGCUUCAAGGCGACUGUGGAAUAUGACCCUUAUUUCCUCAUUGCGGUCAAGACGGGCCGUGAAGCAGAGGUUGAGGAAUGGUGUCGCAGAAUGUUUGAAGGGCUCAUAAAGAAGAUUAGGAGGCUUGAGAAGGAAGAUCUUGACCUGCCGAACCAUCUACUUGGGCAUCGAAGAACGUUUCUUCAACUGAACUUUGCUAGUGUGAGCCACUUGCUUGAAGUGCGAAGGACGCUUUUGCCUCUAGCGGAAAAAAACAAGAAGAAUAUUAACAUGAUGGAUACAUAUGUGGAGAUCUCAAGGUUAGUACACGAGCAUACUUUUUGUCUCAAGAGGCUGACUUCUUCCAAGCGCGAACGCUGGAUUCGAUCUCUUUGA